UAUCGCCAUGUCGACCGCCAAAUCCAAGCAACCAGCGAGCUUUGCAUGGCUCUUGAGGGACACGUUGGUGACGGUGGGAGUGACGUACGUGAGCCCAGAGCAUCUGCGGAAGUCCAAGACCAGCGACUCAACCAACAACGCCAACCAUUCAUCGCUGACCACCUUGCUAUGGAGAGCCUUGCACGACUUGAGUAUGGUACUCCUUGCGGACUUUGACAUCGACCCAGCCACGCUGGCAAUAGAGUCGCAAAGGUUGAGCGAAGAACCCUCUGGGAUCGAGGUCUGCAUUGAUGUGUCGCGAUACUAUUUGUACGAUUGGGGCUUCCUCUGCCGCGAAUUUUAUGUAUCGCCGUCUCCACUGGGCCUCCCUGGGGCAGUUCUGUUGUCUGCAUUGGCAUUUGUGUUGACAUAUGGGGAUUUCUUCUCACGGCAAGCUCUGGCGAUUCUUCGCCUUCAGUUGUCCGACAACACGGCUUGCCUCGCUCCCUUUCCACACGAGCCACCUCUGCAACGAGAUGACUACAUGAAUGCCAUUGACGAUGCCAUCGAAACCCAUCGUCCGUCCAUUGUUCAUCAGGUGGAGUCCCAGCCAACGAUUCCGGGUGUCGUGCAUCGAAUUCACGCCGCGUAUGGAGCGUUGCAGUACAAACUUCGAGAAUUCCAUGCAUUGAAAGCGAGCCAUGCAAAAUACGUGGACAGGAUUCGCGCGAUUCAGGUCGAACAACUUGGUGGCGAUAUGCUGGUGGACGACGAAGCGAUGGCCGACCGCGUGUUGACGCCUUAUGCACUCUGGCUGCUUCGCCACCCUGCACAAUUGACCCUCCACGUACAAGCCCUGGAGAAACGGCUUGCCAAUUUCGCAGACGAAGCGCGGUUCUACCAAUGGAUGGGGUCGGUGGCGGGUCAAGUCCGGCCGCUUCCCAGGUUGUGCAUGCUUUGAACUACAUCCUGUGACGAGAAUGACCCAUGACGUGUCUAGCAUCGACGAUAGUGAUCCAGGCAAAACCACCUUUGGCGACUUGCUUGCAGUCGCUACCACCACCAACGAAGCGUUCGAAUCGCCCAGCAUUCAAGCGGUACUCCGUACCGUGUCGAAGCAGUGGAAAGACAUUAGCCCAACGGAGAAGACUCGAUUCCACACCAAGAUGGAGCAUGCUGCGGCCAAAAUGCACAAAGAGUUGCCGACGAUGGACUUGUUGUAUCAACCUCUCUCCAAGAAGAAGCUCCCUACAAAAACACAACGUCACGAUGCGCACGUAGAGACCUCGAAGAAACCUGCGGUGCUUGAUCAAGUGGAGGCACUGUUGGCGCUGAUAGAACGCAGAUUUAAUGUCAAGCUUGUGUAGCAU
Molecule: messenger RNA, 1349 nt
Organism: Aphanomyces invadans
Lineage: Eukaryota; Oomycota; Saprolegniomycetes; Saprolegniales; Verrucalvaceae
Exons: 8
Coding region: 8-940 (310 amino acids)
Source: RefSeq, a predicted model, not a curated record